This is a messenger RNA of Nematolebias whitei (Rio pearlfish), 2197 nucleotides long. RefSeq names its product acyl-CoA synthetase long chain family member 5 (gene acsl5). Gene Ontology annotation, molecular function: arachidonate-CoA ligase activity. Gene Ontology annotation, cellular component: membrane; mitochondrion; endoplasmic reticulum. The record is from RefSeq and is a predicted model, not a curated record. The coding region runs from base 136 to 2187 and encodes 683 amino acids. NCBI's taxonomy places the organism in Eukaryota, Metazoa, Chordata, Actinopteri, Cyprinodontiformes, Rivulidae. The transcript has 22 exons. Gene Ontology annotation, biological process: long-chain fatty acid metabolic process.
GGCUUCAGCUGCUUUUCCUCAGGGAGCUCUGUGCUCAGCCUGAUCCCAAACUACAGCUGCUAAUCCCACCAGAGCAGAAGAGGAUCUGCUGUGCACACACCUGAGAGGACCAGCGGCAGCCGGCCCUGCACCACCAUGGACUUCAUCUUCCAGUUGCUGUUCUCUCCCCUCCCCACCCCAGUCGUCAUCUCUCUAAUCGCUGUUGGAGUUGCGACCCUGUUUUACCUGAACUCCCGGCCCAGUCCUCUCCGCAGCCCAGCUGACCUCAACCGCCAAACUUUAGGCAUCAAGGAUGGUGCCAGAAAAUCUGCCUUGCUGGAGGACAACAACAACCUGACGUCAUUUUACUGCAGUGAUGCCAAAACCCUGUACGAGGUUUUUCAUAGAGGCCUAAAAGUUUCAGGAAACGGGCCGUGUUUGGGCUACAGACAGCAAGGAAAGCCUUACCAAUGGAUCAAGUAUAGACAGGUCUCUGACAGAGCCGAACAUCUCGGGUCAGGACUGCUCCACCGAGGUCUGAGGCCCAACACGGACACCUUCAUCGGCAUCUUCGCUCAGAACAGACCCGAGUGGAUCAUCGGCGAGCUGGCGUGUUACACCUACUCCAUGGUGGUGGUUCCUCUGUACGACACGCUGGGUCCUGAGGCGCUCGUGUUCAUCAUCGACCGAGCCGACAUCUCCACGGUUCUCUGCGACAAUCAGAAGAAGGCAGAAAUUCUGCUGGAGAACCGGGAAAAAGGCCACACGGCGGUUCUGAAAACUAUCGUCGUCAUGGACGCCUUCAGCCCAGAGCUGGUUGAGCGUGGAGCCAAGUGUGGGGUGGACAUCAUGUCCAUGCAGGACUUGGAGGCGCUGGGGAAAAGUCAUCCACAAAAGCCCAUUCCACCGAAGCCGGAGGACCUCAGUAUCGUUUGCUUCACCAGCGGCACUACAGGAAGCCCCAAAGGAGCCAUGCUGACCCAUGAAAAUGUGGUCGCUGAUGCUGCCGGUGUCAUCAAAACCUUUGAGUCAUCGGUCAUUCCAUCCACGGAGGACGUCAGCAUUUCCUAUCUGCCGUUGGCGCACAUGUUUGAGAGGAUCGUGCAGAUCGUGGUCUUUGGCUCUGGAGCCAGGGUGGGGUUCUUCCAGGGGGACAUCCGGCUGUUGCCAGACGACAUGAAAACGCUGCAGCCCACCAUCUUCCCGGUGGUGCCUCGACUUCUCAACCGCGUGUACGACAAGGUUCAGAGCGGAGCCUCGACGCCGCUCAAAAAAUGGCUGCUGAACUUCGCCGUGGAGAGGAAAUACGCCGAGGUGAAGGAGGGCGUCAUCAGGAAGAACAGCGUCUGGGACAAACUCAUCUUCAACAAAGUCCAGGAGUCUCUGGGCGGUCGUGUGAGGAUCAUGGUGACCGGAGCAGCACCCAUAUCACCGUCUGUCCUCACCUUCCUCAGGGCCGCUCUGGGCUGCCAGAUCUUUGAAGGAUACGGUCAGACGGAGUGUGCAGCCGCCUGCACCUUCACCAUGCCAGGAGACGCCUCAGUCGGUCAUGUUGGUGUGCCGCUGCCUUGUAACUUUCUGAAGCUGGUUGAUGUUGAAGAAAUGAACUACUUUGCUUCAAAUGGUGAAGGGGAGGUUUGCAUCAAGGGUACAAAUGUGUUCAAAGGCUACUUGAAGGACCCGGAGAGGACCGCAGAGGCUUUAGAUAAAGAUGGUUGGCUCCACACUGGGGAUAUUGGAAAAUGGCUUCCAAGUGGAGUUUUAAAGAUAAUCGACCGUAAGAAGAACAUCUUCAAGCUCGCUCAGGGCGAGUACAUCGCACCGGAGAAGAUUGAAAACGUGUACGUUCGCAGUGGCCCCGUGGCUCAGGUCUUUGUGCACGGAGACAGCCUGCAGUCUUGCCUGGUUGCUGUGGUGGUCCCGGACGCCGACGUUCUGCCGGGCCUUGCAAAAAGUCUCGGCGUCCAAGGCUCCAUGGAGGAACUCUGCAAGAACACGGAAAUUAAGAAAGCGAUAGUUUCAGACAUGACCAAACUCGGAAGAGAAGCGGGUCUCAAGUCUUUUGAACAGGUGAAGGUCGUGCACCUCCACCCUGAGCUCUUCACCAUCGAGAACGGCCUUUUGACCCCCACCCUGAAGGCCAAAAGAGCCGAGCUCAAAUCUCUGUUCCAGCUUCACAUCGACCAACUUUAUGCCAGCAUCCAAUAAAUUAAACACA